Bolinopsis microptera is the source of this 7200-nucleotide messenger RNA. RefSeq names its product mucin-17-like. The coding region runs from base 1720 to 6852 and encodes 1710 amino acids. NCBI's taxonomy places the organism in Eukaryota, Metazoa, Ctenophora, Tentaculata, Lobata, Bolinopsidae. The transcript has 28 exons. The record is from RefSeq and is a predicted model, not a curated record.
AAUUUGAAGGUCUAAUUGAUUAAAAAGAAUCUGAAGUUGAGAAAGAACUAGUUGUAUGUUGGCGCAGCAGGGAACACUCGAGAGAUCAGCGCUUGGCCCGAAACCGGAAGUGAUUUUACCGUUCUACCAAGGGAGCAGAAGUCCAUCCCCAGAGACGGCAGGUCAAACUUUAGCAGAAGAAAAUCACAUCGUAUUCAUUGGAAGUGAGAAGCCGGAUUUACUAUUACCUGACUACAGAAGAUAUGAGACUCAUGAACCUUCUGCAUCAGACCGUCAAGGAUCAACUCAGGUCCAACUUCACAACCCCGGGAGGCAGGAUAUGAGCAGGAAGAGUGGAAAGGAUCGUGCUGCUAAACUUGACUGGAGCGCCAAUAUUGACAAUGCCUCUCCACGAUAUGAGGUGAUCGGCAGUAAACCUGAUAUUAUUUUACCCAUGUUCGGCUACCAGUCACCUUUAUACAAGUCGCCUGUACCUUCUCGUCUGGACUGGAGUGCAAACAUAGAAAUAGAAUCUCAGGCUCCAGCCAAAGUGUCUCACCGAAUACAGAGCCCCGAGUCUAAAGUAAUGAACUGGAAUGCCAAUAUCGAGUCAGCCUCCCCCGGUCCACCUGCUUAUGAAGAGGAAUACAAUAUGCUUCCCAGUCCCGCUAUCGUUGCGCAGAAUGCCCCUCUUCUGGAGAAUGCCCCACUUCUGAAGAAAACGUGGACACCCAAACAGGAUGCAGAGCUGAUGCUGGACAUGCAGCAAGAUGAAGUUAUCAGUCGCAUCCAUUCGAUAAGUGCAAGGGAAAAGACGAGGAAACGUAGAUCAGUCACUCAAAGUUUCAAAUUGAAAAUGUUCAACAGAAAACCAUCAAGAAAACAGGCUCCAUCAAGAGCAGAAGUCAUUAGCUACGUUCCAAACAAAACGGAACCCAAUGAAAACAUUAAAAAACUGAGAGGAAAUGUUAACAGAAGGUCGGUGAGGGAUGAGAUAGCUUCUAACAUGAUGAGCGCUUAUAGAGAGCAACACCGGGCUAAAGCUAAAGAAAUCGAGUUCUCGUUCCCCAUGGAAAUCGUACCUCCUCUGGCGAAGCAGUUCAUUGACGAGACAAAGUUAGUACGCACGGAGACUGGGGAGCUCGCUUACGAGUUGGAUGAAGAAGAGGGGUAUUUGUUGAGAAACUGUGACAAACACAAAUACUUGAGGCGCUCUCAAACUGACCCUAGACCUCUCGAUCUGUUGGGAAGUCCAGAGAGGACGGAGUUUGGUUCGGUGAUAAGGAGAUCGGGGACAGUGUGCCUUCCUACAAGUAACCAGCAGCUUUCUGAGCUGGAGUUACAGGGUCUUACUGACUUGAUGGGUUACAAGAAACUGUGUCGGAUAGAAAAGCAGUACACGACACAGAGUGUAAACAUCAUCGAUAGGAAACUUUCAUUAGUUGAACAACUGAAGCAGCUACCAAAAGAAGAGUGUAUGAUCCCAACACCGCCACCAUCUACCCCCACUCCAACCCCUCCUCCCUCGCCCGAAGAGGAGGACUACACUCCCAUCCAGUACCAAUACGUUGUGCCAACUGUACAGACGCGGGUUGCCUCUGCAGAGGACUCCACCAGACCCGUAUCUCGAAAGUACACCGAGGUGUUGACUCCUCCUGCAGUUACUCCUAUUCCUGAGGUGGAGGAGGAUGUUAAGGAGGAGGAAAUGCUGCUGGAACACUUCCAGACACUCCGAGCCCAAUGAGCUUGAGAGCCUUUACUCGGGUGAAAAGAAGUGAGUCUACCGGGAGUCUGGACAGUUAUUGUGGAAAGUUUGUGGAUGAUAUCUUACUGCACCUCUCUUUCGAGAAGCAAAAGUCUAAAUCGCCUACACUAGUGGAAGAAAAAAACCUAACUUACACAAUAGCGGAUGAGAAAAACCUAACCUACACCAUAGAACGAAGUUACUCAACAAGCAGUGGUCGAAGUGUGUGUGUAAAGCUUGUUGAUGAAGUGUUUCAUCUCAGUACCCUCGAGAAGGAACCUAGUCCAACACCUCUUCCGAGCAUAUCCAGUAGGAAUGAUGUCACCAUCAGCAGCGUGUCAAGAGCAAGCGACAUGACUGAUGACAGUGAAAACCAACGGAAGUCGAUCUUAGAUGUGACCCCUCCUCUAACCCCAGAUGAAAUGGAAAUAGCUGCUAUCGCCGCUCAAAGUCGUUCUAGCAGUGGUCUUAGUAACUAUUGUGAAAACUUUGUGGACAAACUAUUGUUCCGUAUUUCUAUAGAGAAAGAACCGGAUGAGUUAGAACAUGUUCCAAUACCUGUCAGUCGCUCUAAAAGUGGUCUCAGUAUUUAUUGUGACAACUUUGUGGACAAACUUUUACUUCGCAUUUCCUUAGAGAAGGAUGAAACCCCUCCCCUUACUCCAGAUGAGAUGGAAGUUGAUCCUAUCGCAGAAAGUUUCAGUCGCUCUAGCAGUGGCCUUAGUAGCUACUGUGGUAAAGUUGUGGACGAUCUUUUGCUUCACAUUUCUGUAGAGAAGGAAUCUGUCUCACUUGUACCAACAGAAAAAGACCCUGUUGAAGAGUCUGGACCCAUCUACACACCUGUUAGCAGCCAGAGCUUCUGCAGCAGCUCUCGUAGCAGCUCUCGUAGCAGCACUAGCAGCAGCUCUAGCAGCAGCUCUCGUAGCAGUAACAUCAGUGGUUUUUGCGACAAAUUAGUAGAUGAUCUGUUGAUUCGUAUUAGAGUAGAAAAAGUAAAAUCGGUUUCACCAAUUCCCAUCAAAAGAGAACAAACACCGUAUCAUAAUAUGGAUAAAACUCUUCCUCUAACCCCGGAUGAAAUGGAAAUUCUUCCUAUCGCUGCUCAAAGUCGUUCUAGCAGUGGCCUUAGUAACUAUUGUGAAAACUUUGUGGACAAACUAUUGUUCCGUAUUUCUAUAGAGAAAGAAUCGGUUUCACCAACUUCUAUCAAAAGAGAACAAACACCCCCACUUACCCCAGAUGAAAUGGAAAUAGCUGCUAUCGCCGCUCAAAGUCGUUCUAGCAGUGGCCUUAGUAACUAUUGUGAAAACUUUGUGGACAAACUAUUGUUCCGUAUUUCUAUAGAGAAAGAAUCGGUUUCACCAACUUCUAUAAAAAGAGAACAAACACCCCCACUUACCCCAGAUGAAAUGGAAAUAGCUGCUAUCGCCGCUCAAAGUCGUUCUAGCAGUGGCCUUAGUAACUAUUGUGAAAACUUUGUGGACAAACUAUUGUUCCGUAUUUCUAUAGAGAAAGAAUCGGUUUCACCAACUUCUAUAAAAAGAGAACAAACACCUCCACUUACCCCAGAUGAAAUGGAAAUUGCUCCUAUCGCCGCUCAAAGUCGCUGUAGUAGUCGCCUUAGUAACUAUUGUGAAACAUUUGUCGACGGACUCUUGUUCCGUAUCAGUAUUGAAAAAAAGCCAACACCAAUCCUCAGAGAACCAUAUCCAGAUGAAAAGCGAGUUUCUUCAACGGCAUCUCCAAUUGAGAGUGAACCUACUCCUGCCUCGUUGAUAAUUGAUAUACCAGAAUCACCGUUGCAAGUUGAGAAACGGAGCUAUUCCAGAAGUAGCGGAAAAGAUCUCUGCAUUAAAAUUGUGGACGAAGCUUUUAUUCUUAGCACCGUUGAAAAAGAGAAACCAAUCUCAGAUAAAACUCCUUGUCUUACUCCGGAUGAGUUAGAACAUGUUCCAAUAGCUGUCAGUCGCUCUAGUAGUGGUGUCAGUAUUUAUUGUGACAACUUUGUGGACAAACUUUUACUUCGCAUUUCCUUAGAGAAGGAUGAAACCCCUCCCCUUACUCCAGAUGAGAUGGAAGUUGCUCCUAUCGCAGAAAGUUUCAGUCGCUCUAGCAGUGGCCUUAGUAGCUACUGUGGUAAAGUUGUGGACGAUCUUUUGCUUCACAUUUCUGUAGAGAAGGAAUCUGUCUCACCUGUACCAACAGAAAAAUACCCUGUUGAAGAGUUUGGACCCAUCUACACACCUGUUAGCAGCCAGAGCUUCUGCAGCAGCUCUCGUAGCAUCACUAGCAGCAGCUCUAGCAGCAGCUCUCGUAGCAGUAACAUCAGUGGUUUUUGCGACAAAUUAGUAGAUGAUCUGUUAAUUCGUAUUAGAGUAGAAAAAGUAAAAUCGGUCUCGCCUCCUCCCUCUGAGAAGGACUCAUCUCCUGUUGAAAGACUCCCAACUCCCGUGGAAACUGCGAGGCAACAUUCCAGCAGGAGCUUGGAUAGCUAUUGUGGCAGGUAUGUAGACGAUAUGCUUGUUCGUAUCACUGUGGAGAAAUCACCCUCACCGACUGAAGGAGACCAAGCCCCGUCUCCUAGUUCCAGCAGCCGGAGUAGCACAUUGAGUACACCUACAGCAAGUCACCGGAGCAGCUCUUCUAGAAGCUUGGACAGUUUCUGUGGCAAGUUUGUAGAUAAACUCCUGCUUCGCAUAUCUGUAGACAAAGUACCCAAUCAGAGGAGUCUUUCUAGUAGCAGCGGAAAGAGCUUCUGUGUUAAUCUUAUGGACGGAGUGGUCUUCCAAAGUACUGCCGAGAAAGAAACUAAUCCGAGCUCGCCUGCUGAUCUCUCAUCUGUCCGCUCGCCUGUCAAAGAAGAAUCUUCUUCUUCUUCUUCUCCUUCUGCUGGAGACCCCUCAACUCCUUAUCUUCCUCAUACUCCAGCACCAACUCCUACUGAAACUACUGCACAAUUGGCGAGCUCAAGAAGCUAUUCCAGAAGUAGUGGUAAAAGUUACUGUGUCAAACUAGUUGAUGAAGUGUUUCAUCUCAGCACCGUCGAGGCGGCUAAAUCAAUUACGCCUAUACCGAUUGAGAGGGAACAGACUCCAUAUUAUGCUGCAUCUCCCAGUCCAUCUGUAAAGGAGCCUACACCUGCACCAGCUGAGCCUACUCCCUCGCCCCUAAAGGAGCCUACUCCCUCACCAACUGAGCCUACUCCUUCACCAAUUACAAUUGAGAAGGAUCUUGUUCCUCCGAUUGAAAAACAAUAUGUUAUCAGAGAAUCAGACAGAGAUGAUACUGCCACAACUAGUUUUGUGUCAGGAAUUGCACAUUCUAUUUGCUUGCAGGAUCAGUUUGUGGAAGGUGCAGAAUCUGAUUCAGAAUCUUGUGCCAGCUACACUCGCACUCCUGAAAUAUGGAAACUAACUCCGCUUCCUCCAGUUCAAUCAGCUAGGUCUCCCACCCCCAGUGUGAAAUCAGUUGGAGAGAAAUCACCCAGUGAGGGAACAUCUCCUCCACCAUCUACAGUAGUGGUGUCUGCACCUGCUUCACCACGCGAGGCAACAGUUGUCAUGUCUAGUAAUAGUCCUUCCGAACAACAGGAACCUAGCGAUUCUUCUUAUGUUUCCGCCUCAAGAGAUGCAAUCGCUUCUCCUGCAUCUGACGGUGCUUUAAGUGAUGACGAAUACCAAGCUUACGCAGAAUCUGCUUACUCGGACGAUUUUGCGAGCGAUGAUGAAGUACAAAAGUCAAAAACAUCAUCUCCCUCCCCCCUGUUAGCAUCAUCUCCCUCCCCCCUGUUCUUUAACCGGACCCCUACAGUGGUCAGAACCCCCGAAGAAGAGGAAGAAGAAUCUAAAAGUCCCGCCCCCUCUCCCCUGUUCAUCAAACGGUCUCCCCCAGUAAUCAGAACCCCAACAGAAGAAGAAGCUAAACGAGAGAGGAUGGACCGGGAGAAAACCGCACCUGCUGGCCUAGAGCGGGAGGUUCGAGUCUGGCAGCCACUCCCACCUCCCUCACCCUCACCUUCUCGACUAUCUGUAGGAACUCCUGCCAGGCAUUCGGCAGGCUCUCUCAAACCUUUGAGCUUGAAUAAGCUUAAAGCUGGAAUGAACCAAUGGAGAAUUCCUCCGAAGAGCUCCAACCGAUACCUGCGGAGGAGAGUUAAAAUAGAGCUUGACCCAGAGUCUCCCUAUAUAAUACACCAUGUUGAUAAGCAGAUAGCUGUUCAGCUAGCGCAAGACGAAAUGGACUCAACUAGAAACGAGGACAGAUUGCAUGAUUUCAUGAAGUACAAGAGAAAGUUCAACAAAAUGAGCCAGAAAAAGCGGAUUGAAGAGUUGAGUGAGCAGGAAGUGCGGAAAACUGAGAUAACCAAUAGUGUUUACCUCGGAGGGAAAACCAAUAUGAACAACAGACUAUUACCCUUACCUUCGCCACCAAGAUCGCCUCCCUCAAGUGACUCUGCGCCUUCUCCUGACGAAAAGGAAGGAUUCGAUUCUGAGAAAGAUGCGGGACUCUUGAAGAUACUAGAUCAAAUCAGGAACCUGACGAAUGCCAGUAUUGGAGAAAUGAAGACCUACAAUGCACCACCACUCGACGUUCAUGCUGUGGUAAAGUGUGUGUACACGAUUCUUGGUGAGAAUCCUAGACGUCUAGAUCACUGGCAGGAGUGUGUGGUUUUGUUGAGUAAGCUGGGAAGAAAGCAUGUGAGGAAACGAGUACUGAGAAUGAGAAAGGAUAGAGUAACUCCUGAGAUGAGAGAGGAGGUCAAGAAACUGUUGGCAGGAUGGACCUCCUACGAUAUUGCUCAGCGAAGUAGGGUUUGUGUGCUGUUCUUCAUCUGGUGUAAAGAAAUCUGCGAUCUAAACGAAAGUCCUGAAGACAACCCGCUCCUACCCAUUGUCAUGGGGCGGUUCAUGAACAAACGAAACAACAACUCAGUUAUGUCCAAGAUCUUCAGUCAAAAUCUCGGCAGUGGCAGGAACUCUACUAACCCCGAAAUACUCCCUGGCGAAGAGAGUCGUCGGAUGGUGAUAGCUGCAGCUCGAGCCUUCAGAAUGAACCGGGCUAAGAGACGAAACAAUGUUUUACCUUCAGUUUCUCACACUCCCUCAGCCUCACGCACCCCUGCCUAGUGGAAGAGGCGGAGAACAUUAAACAAACUGUGAAGGAGUUGUUUUAUUACUUUGAGAGUGCCAGUUUUAAUUUAAUGACUUAUACAGGGUCUCUAAGACUUCUUCCUAUUUAUAUACUGGAGUUCAACUUCUCGGACGAUCAAAUCUUAUUUUCUCAGAGAUCAGUAAUGGUGCGUGUGUGUGUGUGUGUGUGUGUGUGUGUGUGUGUGUGUGUGUUUGUGUGUGUUUACCUGUAGUGACUGCCAUACUGGCCGGUUCGAAAACUCUUUCUGGAACUAUUUAAAGUAUGACUCACAAUUUAUCCUUAUAUUCUAAAGUACAUUUUUAGACUUAGAAUUUAGAAAUCAA